CGCCCUUCACUCUCCCCCUUGUCUCUCUCCGCCGCUCCUGUUGCACCCUCCAGCAAGCCAAGAACUCACUCGCGCGCCGGUAACUAUAGGCAGGUUGGUUGUUCUCCCUUGCAAGUUUCCUCCGCCGGCGCCGGCUUGCCGUCCACCAACCUGCCGAACUGCGUGGACACUUGGGGAGGGCUAGCUAAUCGGGGUUGGCCGCGCAGCUUUCCUGAGGUAUAUAUAAAGUUAGUCCGGGGAGGCAGCCAUGGUGAGGGUGUCGGUGGUGUGCUGCCUCAAGCUGCUGCUGCUGCUCGCCCUGGGCGGGGUGACCAUGCACGUGCCGGACGAGGGCGUGCUCGCGCCGCUGGGCCCGCUGCGGCUCGACGGCCACCUCAGCUUCCACGACCUGGCCACCGCGGCCCGGGACUUCGGCAACCGCUGCAGCCUGCUGCCGGCCGCCGUGCUGCACCCGGGCUCCGUGGCCGACGUCGCCGCCGCCGUGCGCCGCGUGUUCCAGCUGGGCGAGCGCUCGCCGCUCACCGUCGCUGCGCGCGGACACGGGCACUCGCUGCUGGGCCAGUCCCAGGCCGCCGGCGGGAUCGUCGUCCGGAUGGAGUCACUCGGGGGCAGCGCCAUGAUGCGGGUGGUGCAGAGCGGAGGCGCCGGGGUGCCUGCCUAUGUCGACGCCCCCGGAGGCGCGCUCUGGAUCAACGUGCUGCAUGAGACGCUCAAGCACGGGCUGGCGCCCAAGUCGUGGACCGACUACCUCCAUUUGACUGUCGGCGGCACCUUGUCGAAUGCCGGGGUCAGCGGCCAGGCGUUCCGGCAAGGACCGCAGGUCAGCAAUGUCAACCAGCUGGAGAUUGUGACAGGGAGAGGAGAUGUCGUCACCUGCUCGCCCGAGGAGAACUCCGACCUCUUCUACGGCGCUCUCGGCGGCCUGGGCCAGUUCGGGAUCAUCACCAGAGCCAGGAUCGCCCUCGAACCUGCACCAAAGAUGGUGAGGUGGAUCCGGGUCCUCUACUCGGACUUCGCGAGCUUCACCGAGGACCAGGAGGCGCUCAUCUCGGCGGAGGAGACCUUCGACUACAUCGAAGGGUUCGUGAUCAUCAACCGGACGGGCAUCCUCAACAACUGGAGGACGUCGUUCAAGCCGCAGGACCCGGUGCAGGCGAGCCACUUCCAGUCGGACGGGAAGGUGCUCUACUGCCUUGAGAUGACCAAGAACUUCGACCCUGAUGAGGCUGACAUCAUGGAACAGGAGGUUGGUGUGCUGCUGUCUCGGCUGAGAUACAUACAGUCAACCCUCUUCCACACCGACGUCACGUACCUCGAGUUCCUGGACAGGGUGCACUCCUCCGAGCUCAAGCUCAGGGCCCAGGGCCUCUGGGAGGUUCCACACCCAUGGCUCAACCUCCUCAUCCCGAGAAGCACCAUCCACCGGUUCGCGCGGGAGGUCUUCGGCAAGAUCCUGAAAGACAGCAACAAUGGCCCCAUACUCCUCUACCCAGUAAACAGAUCAAAGUGGGACAACAGGACGUCAGUGGUGAUACCGGAAGAAGAAAUCUUCUACCUGGUGGGGUUCCUGUCGUCGGCACCGUCCGCCUCAGGCCACGGCAGCGUCGAGCAUGCGGUGAGCCUGAACGACAAGAUCGUAGACUUCUGCGACAAGGCGGGCGUCGGGAUGAAGCAGUACCUAGCGCCCUACACCACCCAGCAGCAGUGGAAAGCCCACUUCGGGGCGAGGUGGGAGACAUUUGAGCGGAGGAAACACAUGUAUGAUCCCCUAGCAAUCCUAGCCCCAGGACAGAGAAUAUUUCCAAAGGCAUCACUGCCCAUGUCCUCUUGACAAACAGCACCCGCCAUGUAAAGGACUUUGUAAAGCAUAUGGUGUACAUAAAUGUAGGUGACCCAAAAAAUAUCCCUUGUAAAGAGAAGAUCUGCCGAAAAAGGCGGCCUGAAGAACACGCAGCAUAGCAACUAGUAGUGGUGGGAGGUACCUCAACCAACACUUCAGAGUAGAGCAGCCUGACCUUUAACUCUGGAGGCAAUCAUGCGUUCCAGGAUUAUACUGGUUCGAGUAACGACACAAGCCCACCAGCUGUUGUUACAGCGUAGAGCAGAGUUGUGUAAUAGCUAGCUAACCAGUGGAACUCAUGUAGAAUUGUUUGUGUUCAUUCAGUCAAUAAUGGCAGAGAGUAACUUCAGGGUAGAA
Triticum aestivum (bread wheat) is the source of this 2197-nucleotide messenger RNA. RefSeq names its product cytokinin dehydrogenase 4. The record is from RefSeq and is a predicted model, not a curated record. NCBI's taxonomy places the organism in Eukaryota, Viridiplantae, Streptophyta, Magnoliopsida, Poales, Poaceae. The transcript is spliced from 5 exons. The coding region runs from base 248 to 1831 and encodes 527 amino acids. Gene Ontology annotation, biological process: cytokinin metabolic process. Gene Ontology annotation, molecular function: cytokinin dehydrogenase activity; FAD binding.